Molecule: messenger RNA, 3567 nt
Organism: Canariomyces notabilis
Lineage: Eukaryota; Fungi; Ascomycota; Sordariomycetes; Sordariales; Chaetomiaceae
Exons: 2
Coding region: 1-3567 (1188 amino acids)
Biological process (GO): nuclear-transcribed mRNA catabolic process, deadenylation-dependent decay
Molecular function (GO): RNA binding
Source: RefSeq, a predicted model, not a curated record
AUGUCCACUUCUAGACCAGGCGAGCAUUUGACCAUCGGCUACCCGCCGCAGGCUCAACACCGCUCAACGUCGCCAACCAGUGCCUCGUCCAAUGACCCCCAGUCAGCUGCCGGCACCCUCCGGUCGCCUUUUGGGCUGUCCCCAGGCCUUACGCCUACCUCAAAGAUGUCGGGUGGUACACGCUCCGGCUCUGGCUCCCCUUCACACGAGAUGCCGGCGUCCGGGCGCCUGUUCUCCAAGCGUGCCAGAGAGAUCCAGGCACAGGAAGGGGUUCCGGGAUUGCCUCUAAAUCCCUGGGGCGGACCUCCGACGAGCGGAAACUCGACGCCGCUCCGCGAAAACAUUCCCGAAUCGCCCACCGAUGGGUUUCCCGACUUCACCCAGCUGCCUACUCCCGACAGUCUGCCGCAGACCCGCCGCGCCCGGGCUGGUACCCUACCUUCUAGGUUCUCACCCGGCGGUGCUGGCAAUGCCUUGCUAGGCAUACCAACCCUGGCCUCCAAGACCUCGCGGCCCAGCCCGUCGCAGACUCCAUUCAAGUCCCCGUCGCCGGGGCUCGAGGCGCCCAGCGACCUCCCUGGCGCGUCCGCUUUACUCUCGAGGCUGCGCGCCGGCUCGAUGCCCCAACGGAGCCCCUUUGCUCACGUGCCCGGCACCAGCUCGCCCUUUGGCCCUUCCAUCUUCAGCAGCUGGAAUCCUCCCGGUCGGGAGAGGGGCAACACCCUGGCCAGCAUUGCUAGUUUGGGGUCCAAUGGGCCUAGUUCCCCAGCCCAGUCUCACUUUUCUCGAGAGGGAACUGCCGAGAAUGAUGUUCAUAUGAGGACAUUGGAUUACCUUGGGCUAGCCGAGACGCCCCAGCCUCCGCGAGCCCAGCUUGCUACCCCAUACAUACCCCCGAACUUUGCCGAUUUCACUAGGGCUGCAAAUCGGUUCCGUUCCUACUCAGUCAACAACAAGGAUAAGUACGCGGAUGAGGAGGAUGAUGAGUUCGAUGCUGAGACCAUGUCCAUGAUGGAAAGCCAGUAUGCCCAGAUCCAAGACCAGCUUGCGGCAACAAAUGCUGCCAUUCAACAGCAUAACCUGGCUGUCCAGGCUUUUGUGAGCCAAGCAGCCGUCAACCGGCCCCGUGCAAGGACGGCUGGCGUCUUGGACACUCCCGGAUCCCGCAUGCUCCGCAACUAUUUCCCCACCCCUUCCCGACUUGACAGCUCCAUCACUGCCGCCGAGCUUCGGCUACCCGACGAGAAGGACUUUGAUGAGCUCCCGCAAGCCGUCGCCGGAAUGUCGCUGGGGAGGUCAAAUAGCCGCAACAAUGGCCUGUUGGGUGCGGAUGAGCAGGGUAUGGAAGGGCCCACUAGUGCCCUGUGGCUUGGCAGCAUUCCGACGUCCACUACCACGUCGACUCUUACAGAGAUGUUCAAGUCGUAUGGUCCUAUUGUCUCGGCUAGGGUUCUCACUCACAAAAACUGCGGCUUUGUGAACUUUGAGCGGGUCGACAGUGCAAUCGCAGCGAAGGCUAACUUGAACGGGAAGGAAAUCUUUCCUGGUGCCGGUCCAAUUCGCAUUAACUUUGCAAAGCCGCCUUCGAGCGCCGGCACUCCGGGUCAUGACAGCGCUGUUCCCUCGCCCAGCCCCGAUCCAUUCGCGAAAGGCCAUGAGAAUGGCCAAACGCCUGCUGCCGGCCAGUCUGGCGAUGCUGCGCCAGCGCCCAUUGCAGGCAAUGCCACCCCCACCGUGCCUCCCCUUCACGAGAUGAUGGGAGAUAUCCUGGACAUCGUCAAGCAGUUUGGGGCAACCGACGAGGACAGCUUCCGCAUCUCCAUGAGCUUGCAGAGAGCGAUACAGUAUAACACGUUCAUCGAUGAGAUCCCUCCCAUCAAGGAGCCUGCCCACACCAGGGUCCAUGACGCCCCGAAACUGCGCGAUAUUCGCAAGAGGAUCGACAAUCAAUCCUUGUCCCAGCAGGAGAUUGAGAAUAUUGCCAUUGAGAUGCUCCCCGAAAUCGCCGAGCUCUCAUCCGACUAUCUGGGCAACACAGUAGUGCAGAAGCUCUUCGAGCACUGCUCUGACAGCGUCCGGGACUCGAUGCUGGCCGAGAUUGCUCCACACAUGGCCGAGAUUGGUGUCCACAAGAAUGGCACUUGGGCUGCCCAGAAGAUCAUCGAUGUGUGCAAGACCCCGCACCAGAUGAGCCUUAUUGUGCAGCAUUUGCACCCCUAUACGAUUCCCCUGUUCCUCGACCAGUAUGGCAACUAUGUCCUGCAGGGAUGCUUGAAGUUCGGCAGUCCGUACAACGACUUUAUUUUUGAGACCAUGCUGAGCAGGAUGUGGGAGGUAGCUCAGGGACGCUACGGUGCUCGUGCCAUGCGGGCUUGUCUCGAGAGCCACCAUGCCAGUAAGGAUCAGCAGAGGAUGCUGGCGGCCGCGAUUGCCUUGCACAGCGUACAGCUGGCUACCAACGCAAACGGCGCCCUACUGCUUACCUGGUUCCUCGACACCUGCACGUUCCCGCAACGGCGUACAGUUCUAUCACCGCAGCUUGUCCCUUAUUUGGUCCACUUAUGCACGCACAAGGUCGCGUACCUGACGGUAUUGAAGGUAAUCAACCAGAAGGCAGAGCCGGAUGCAAGAGACACCAUUCUGAAAGCGCUGUUCUUCACCCCGAACGACCAAGUGUUGGAGGCAAUUUUGAGCGAUCAUGCUUGCGGCGCCACCCUGAUCUUCAAGGUACUGACGACCCCGUUCUUUGACGAGUCGAUCCGGAGCCAAGUGGUCGACAAUGUCAAGGCUGUCUUGAUCCGCAUCAAGGCACAGCCAGGGCAGGGCUAUAAGAGGCUGAUGGAUGAGGUGGGUUUGUCGACAAGGAGCGGCGGAGGUGGUGGGAACAGCAAUUCUCGGGACCAUGGAAACAGCUCUGAACGGCAACGCCCAACAUCUCGCCAAGCCACCCUCAGCUCUCAGCAGCAGCAGCAACAACAUGCUCAGCAACAGCAAGCUGCUCCAUACGGCGGCAACAGCAGCGCCCAGUAUUACAACCCUCUCAAUGCUGUUGCACCCGCAGCGAACUACGAGAUGGGCUUCACCAUUCCCCGGAGUGAAGGCGUCGACGCCGGCUUACCCCAGCAAUUCCCAGCGUUCGGCGCUCAAGCCCCUGUGUUCAACGCUUCCAAUCCGCCCAUGGGACCAGCCGCCCUUCAACACCUACAAUACCAGCAGAGCAUGAUGUCCCGCGGUGCGCCGCAGCUGAACAACUACUUCCCGCCCAUGCAGGCCGGAUACGGCGGUUUUCAGAACCCGAGCCCGUCAAUGGACCAAUACCGGAACCAGGCCCUUGCAAACGGCAGCCCCGUCCAGCCGCCUGGUGCCCAGCUCCCGAACAUGCCUCCGGCAAAUCAGGCCCCGUUCGCCCCGCCUGGGUUCAACAUGAACAUGGGCAUGGGCGGUGGAUUCGGCUAUAGUAACCCGGCAGGAGGAAUGCAGAAUCCAGCAUACAUGCCGGAGCAAGUCAAUCCGAGACGCGGACGAGCAGGUCGUAGCCCUCAGCCUGACCGGCAGCGACGGCAGUGA